CGCGGCUCUUCCGGCAACAAACCCCGCGCCAGCCCCGGAUAAAUACAAGCCGCGGCCGCUCCGCGCGCACAGUACAGCACACCCGCGCCCGCUCGUCCACCCGCCGGGACUCGCCGCCCGCCCGCAGCCAUGCCCUUCCUGGGGCAGGACUGGCGCUCGCCGGGGCAGAGCUGGGUGAAGACGGCGGACGGCUGGACGCGGUUCCUGGAUGAGAAAAGCAGCAGCUACGUGAGCGACCUCAGCAGUUACUGCAAAAAGGAGGACCGCAAUAAGGAGAAUCUUUUCACCGGCAUGAACUAUGAUGUUGCUGCCAAGAAGAGAAAGAAGGACCUGCUGAAUAACAAAACCAAGAUUCAGUACUUCCAUCAAGAAAAAUGGAUAUAUGUUCACAAGGGAAGCACAAAAGAACGUCAUGGCUACUGUACCUUGGGAGAAGCUUUCAAUAGACUCGACUUCUCCAGCGCUAUUCUGGAUUCCAGAAGGUUCAACUAUGUUGUUAGGCUGUUGGAGCUGAUAGCAAAGUCUCAGCUAACAUCACUGAGUGGAAUUGCUCAGAAAAACUUUAUGAACAUCUUGGAAAAAGUGGUGCAGAAAGUUCUUGAAGAUCAGCAGAACAUCAGGCUAAUAAAGGAAUUGCUUCAGACUCUCUACCAGUCACUAUGUACCCUGGUUCAAAGGGUAGGCAAGUCGGUUCUGGUUGGAAACAUCAACAUGUGGGUGCACAGAAUGGAGGCUAUCCUUCACUGGCAGCAGCAGCUGAACAACAUCCAAAUCACCAGGCCUGCCUUUAAAGGAACAACCUUUACCGACCUGCCACUGUGUUUACAAUUAAAUAUCAUGCAGCGGCUAACUGAUGGGAGAGACCUUGUCAGCCUUGGUCAAGUUGCCCCUGAGCUGCAGGUGCUCAGUGAAGACCGACUGCUAUGGAAGAAACUCUGCCAGUACCAUUUCACAGACCGACAGAUUCGCAAACGGCUUAUUUUAUCAGAUAAGGGGCAGUUGGAUUGGAAGAAGAUGUACUUCAAACUUAUAAGGUGUUACCCAAAGAAAGAGCAAUAUGGAGACACACUGCAGCUCUGCAGACACUGUCACAUUCUCUCCUGGAAGGGUACAGAUCAUCCUUGCACAGCCAAUAACCCAGAGAGCUGCUCCAUUUCGCUUUCACCACAAGACUUUAUCAACUUGUUCAGGUUCUGAACGCGGGGUCUUCACAGCAUAUUAGAUUCUUUUAGAGGACACUUUAUGCUGCUGAGCUUGGACACUCAACUUGUAAAUAGUGUAAAUGUCUGUGAUGGUUUGAAGCUCCUGAGGCAAAUGAGAAGAGGAAUUUGAAGACAAGAGGUGAAAUUGCUCGCUGACACUCUAUUUAAGUAGUAACAGACUCCAAACAAGACUGGUGUGGAAAGCAGCAUGUUGUAAAAAGUUCCUUUUCUUGAUCAGAGUACAAGAUACAGGACAGAAACUUGAGUCUCAGUUUUAGAAGUUAAAACUGAAUUUUCCCCUCCGCUCCACUCCUGGCCAUUUGAACAUUUUUGUUGUUUUUUUCAGGUUCUAAUAAUUGAAAAGGAAGCAAUAUGAGUUGAGGACUAUUGAACUGUUCCUCCAUCUGGUUGUUAUUUACAACAGAUAUUUAUAAAUAUGACUUUAAAAAUAUUUAUGGGGAAAAACAUCCCUCUGACAAGUUUUAAUAAUAUUUGUGUGAGUUUAAAAAAAAUUGGAUACAUUCUGAAAUAUAUAUCAUGUAUAGGACUUUAUCCUACUUAAAAACAAAAAUCACACACCACACCAUUUUCUACCUCUGAGGAAGAAUAUCUUUCAGCAAAAAUCCAGUGUGCAAUGUGAACUUUUGUAUUUUGUAUUUUGAUUUAAAGGGAACUGAUGUUUGGUGAGUAAGCAUUUUUCCUUCACAUUUUAAUGCUUACUUUUUACAUUGGUUUUCUUGCUCUACUCAGUGCUUGAUUGCCUAGACAAUAGGCACCUUAGAAAUACCUAAGAUUUUUACUCCAUCCUCUUUUGAAUUUGUUUUAAGAUUAAGCAAAAAAACACACCAGGGUGUGGUUAUAUUUAACAAGGGAAUGUGAUGGAUUUGAAGGGACCAGAUCUAAUCUCUUACAGUGUAAAUAAUUAACAAUAACUUCUGAUUUCUAUGGAAUUAUGCUGAGUUUACACUGAUCUGAGAGAUUAGGAUGUGGUUUGUUGGGCCUUGGUUUGGUUUUUUGUUUUUGUUUUGUUACUAUCAAUAUACACUACAUUACGUAUAAUGUACCACAUGCUCCCAUUUAAAGUCAAGUGGAAUUUCAUCCUCAAGGGAAUCCUAAUGCCCUGAAACUGGUGCAGCUUGGAGAAGAAUCGGACCCAUUAGCAAAACUCCAUGGAAGCCAAUGGAAUUGUACCAGACUACAUUCCCUGAGGAUCUGGCCCAUGAUGGUUAUCUUGAAUGCGGUUAGUUUGUAUUUGAUGUAACAGCAGAAGUAUUGUGGAAAUCCAGCUGUGAAUUCCUACUAAAACAAGGAUGCAACCAGUCCUGAGGGUGAGUAGGGGAUUUCUGACUUCCUAACUGGCAUCCCAUAGAAAUGGAAAAGACUUUAUCUUGCCUAUUCCCCUGCUAGUGCCAGAGUGCUUCACAUUGUAUCUAGGCCUCAAACCAAACCUUGGUCCUGUUUUGAGUUCAGCUGAUUUCAGCCUGACCUAGGUUUGGUUCUCAGUAUUCUACAAUACUCAUAAACUUGUGGAUUUUGACCUCAUGUGAAUCUGGCAGAUUCCAGUUCAUGUACAAAAGGUUUUGGAGGAAAAAAACCACAUAGAAAAAUCUUUGCAGUUCCAUAGCAGAGUUCACAUAUGGCACUUUCUCUUUUGUAAGCAAGGCACAACAGAAUGGCAAAUGUUGUAAGUUGAAUGGUAUGUACAAAGGAAGUGUGAGAGAGGAGUACUCAGGACAAUUCAGGAAGAACUACUUGAGUUAGUUAAAUAUUCUGUUCCUUUUUUACAUUUUUUUUUUUUUUUUUUAAAUAAAUGAUCUAUAACACUUUCUGCAGCAGCUGUUUAAUAUAUAUUUGCAUUUUUGCAAACUGAAUCAAUUUUUGCUCACUCUUGGAGUAGAUGUGGAAAAGAAAGAGGUCCAGUGAUUUGGAUCGAGUAUAAAGAAUAGGGACUAAAGCCCUGAUAAAGGGAGAUGCUGGUUUUGAGGAAAAUGGAUAUUUUGCUUCAUUCCAAAGGCAAAAAGUUUUGUUCUUACAGAAACUUUUAAGAGCCAGGGUGUGAAUCCUCCCUGGCAGAGAGCUCAGCAUUAUCCAGAGAAGGGUUAAAAAGUGUCCAAGAUGGGGAAUUCGUUCCAGUCAUUUUCUCCUCCCGUCCAUGCCCUCCAUCAAACACUGGUGAAAGGAGUAAUUAUGACUUUAAUAUUAAUGUCAAUUGAAAGUGGUAACAAGCUGGUUAUCCUGGAGAAAUGAAUCUCUGAUUGUGGGUGUUAGCGUCACAAGUAAGGAAGGUAACGGAGGCCACCUUCUCUCAUUCAUGCCUGUUCAGCCAUCUGUGACACCAUUGAGGUUGUCCAGAUAUAAGUGAGGCCAGGAUUUAGCUUGGUGGAAGUGUUAGGGGCAAGAACUUGAUAGUAAAUGAAGUGCUGCCAUUGUCUGCAGAUCCUUUUAUUCCUUUCUCUAGCAGCUAAAAGUACUUCAGUAAGCUUCUGUUUUUGAAGGCCUAUUUCUUCCCCACUCAUAGAUUCAUAGAUGUUAGGGUCAGAAGGGACCUCAAUAGAUCAUCGAGUCUGACCCCCUGCAUAGGGGGUCCUCCAAUCCCACUACAGUACUUUGCCUACUCCCAGUAAACCAGUCUGUGACAGGGAAGUAAAUGUGACUUCCCAAGCAAUGAGUGUUUCAGGCUAAAAACAAAUCUUUCCAUUCAAGUUUUUAUUCGAGUCUCUCUCUCUCUCUCCUUUGUUAAAUUCACUCGGUGUCAGAGUUAACCUCAGGGUUUGAAUUCUGGUCCUGCGUUUCCUGUUCCACUAGCAUUAGAGGGCUACAGUGUGGAUUUAGAGCCGUGACUUGGCAUCUUCUGAGCUCUAGUGCUCUAGUCCUGGCUCUGCUACUAUCUCCUUUCAGGCAGAUUGCCUACUCUCUGCCUCUCCCCCCGAUCCGUUAAGGGAAGAUAACCCUGGCCCCACACCUCACAGUGCCCUACUGCUUAGUACAUGCUCAUUAACCAUUCUAAGUACAGUCCUGAUCUCAAAGCAUUACACAGGCAUUAUCCUAGGGCCCUUUCUUAACUGUUACACUAGUUCAGAGUGACAUUUGUUUCAAGACUGCCUAUAUAGCUACCCAAUGUAAAGCCUCCAAGACAGAGGCUUAGAGCAUGAAAGCAAACCUAAUACAAAAUAUUAAGGAAUGUAACUUAUUAAAUGGCUCUGCUAGAGAAAGAAAUAGAAAUGGAAUCUGUCUCGGACAGCAGCUCUGGUUCCAACAAAGCCUCCGUCUUUUAACUGAGAUGCACAAGUGAAUGAUGCUGAAUUAAAUAAUUAAAUCUAACAAUGCAGCACCCUUACAUCCAAAUCUUUAGCUGUAGAGGUUCUUAUGGCUGUCACAGUAGUUCUUAAAUAUGACGUUGAUUUUUUUGCAAGUGAUGAGGUUGCAACAAACCAAGCUUUUUAAAAGGAAAAAAAAAAAAUCAAGUAUCUUGGCUUUUUCUGACCAUUUACAAAGGCACCGAUCUUCCAUUCAAGCAGCUUAUCUACACUGCUAAUACAUCUGCUUGGCUUGGAGAGGCAGGAUAGUGAAAACCGAACCCUGGGUAAGCAGAUUGAUAUACGGCUGCCUUUGCACAGAGACCUCCUUAUUUUCAAGAUGAUUCUGGCAAAGUUAGCGGAAAAAGAAAACAGGCUUUUAUCUGUGUUUUGGAAAAUACAAUAGUAGUAGUAAUGUUCUCUGCAAAAAAAAAAAAAAAAAAAAAUCAUUUUGGUACAUUUUGUGGAAGGUUCCUGUUAGGAAUGCCUCCAUUUCAACACUACAAAAAACAGCACAGGUUUGUUAGCCAGCAUAAAUCCAGAGAAAUUCCACUGAAGACAAUGGAAUGACUCUGUAUUUACCAGUGCAGCUGAGCAGAAUGUGGCUGUGUACAGCAACUUAAAAUAGUCUUGUACAGUGGAGGGGGCUUAGGAAGGAAGAGUAGACCUUGCUUUUCAGCUUCCUACAAGAGGCACAUAUUUGAGUGAGUUUUAAUGACAGCCACUUCAAGAGGCAGGAUUUCAGUUGUACAUAACUUGAGCAGCUUAUGCAAAGUAUGGUAUCUUUUUAAUGCUGAUUAUAAACUGUGUGCACCUCCUCUUAUAUUGGGUUUUUUAACUUCUUACCUUUCUUUUUUUUUUUUAAGAUACUUCUGUUUUGUAAAGUCCUGUAGGAAAGCUUGUAUUGCUCUGUAGAUGUGCUUCAUAUGUUUAAUUGCACCAUACCACUUUCUGUACAUAGGAAGGUCUUUUAGUCCUCAAUUUUUUUUCAGCUCCUAUAGUGACUAAAUUUUGUGUUCCCAUUGCUGUUUGGCUUUAAUUACUCUUACAAAGCUAACUGCUUUUAGAACAUACGCAGGUAGUAAACCAGCUCUUCCUGCCUAGCUAAUAUUUUGGCCACUACUAGUUACCACUGAAAUAGACCAGGAACAUUUCAAAAGCAGUAAAUUACUUAAUAAAUUUUACAUGAUUCAUGCAUCAGAUUUUCUGUUCAGGAUGAUAAACAAUCAGUGUUCUUUAGGGGAUUCUUAGUAGCCUGGUAUACAGCUUCUUUUCACAGAUCAGCACCUUGCCAAGAAAAACACAAACCUUGUAGAUUAAAGUGCUACUCUUGCUAGCGGCUUAUUGGCAAAAACACUGCUGUGGAUGUGAUGGCUAAUCAAUCUAAAUGCCCCUGUUACAAGAUUUGGUACUCUGAAGUUCAGCUUGUUCUGUCAGAGUAAUGUGUCUUGACAUGCUAGCUGCUUGUAAAUCUUUAAUACUUGUUAUGGUUCUUUCAAAACUCCUGGGCAUGUGACACACAUUUGACUGGCAUCCAUGCUACUGCCAGUGUUUAGUGAACUGGCUCCCUUACUGCAUCUGCGGAUAAGAAUUUUUCAUAAUGGAGCCCAAUCUUAAUAUACUCUAUCCCUUCACUACCAGUAGUCAGCAUUGCCCUGGAUCGCCCAAGGCUUUGCAGAAUCUGGCCCCGAAAAGACAGCAUACUAGUCCUGUCCUUGACGUAUGCAAUCUCCAAAGGAGUCUCACAAUGCCGACUUAAAUCAUUCCCUGUCCCCAACCUGCUCUGGCCUUCUGCAGGCCAAACUGCACUUUCAUUUAGGUGAUCCCAUUGCUGUGAAUGAAGGUAAAGAUUAUCUCUCUCUUUAGCCAUUGCUUGCUGUCCACAGUGCCAACAGGUCAGCUCUGGAGUUAACACUUUAAUUUGAAAAAAGCAAGUGAAAUAAUUUUUAGGAGCUAGUCAACAGUAAUAAUAAAUACCUGAUUUUUAUAUAUGAAAAGAGCUUGUUUUUCUUAAGAACUGUAACUAGCAAAGGUAUGAACUGAACAGCAUACCUUGUGUAUUAAGACUUCUGUUUAAUAUUGUGUGACUUUUAAAUCUUUCCAUAUAAAUUAUUUGCACACACUCUCCUUGCAUGUUCAACUCUGAUUUUUUUUUACAGCUGUUUCAUGCAAACAGUGAUGUAUUUUUGUAAAAUGUUUUUGACACUGAAUUGCAAUAAAUGUUCAAACAAUGUGAA
Molecule: messenger RNA, 6735 nt
Organism: Alligator mississippiensis (American alligator)
Lineage: Eukaryota; Metazoa; Chordata; Crocodylia; Alligatoridae
Gene: FBXO32
Product: F-box protein 32
Exons: 9
Coding region: 130-1197 (355 amino acids)
Biological process (GO): protein ubiquitination
Cellular component (GO): nucleus; cytoplasm; SCF ubiquitin ligase complex
Molecular function (GO): protein binding
Source: RefSeq, a predicted model, not a curated record